UCUAUCUACCCAUAUGCCACAUCUGCAUAAACGGAGUAGUCUCCUAAGCAACGGUGAAGAGGAGUGAGACGUAUUCUCUUUCAAUAAGCCUAUAGAGACAUACAGACAUAUAGCUAGAGAACAGCUGGUCAUGGGGAAUUGCCCCGUCAAAGUCCGAUCCAAUAUGCCAACCCUUGAGAAUCUAACUGAACCUGCAAUGUCAGACAAUAACAAGCCCAUGGUGGUGUCCCUCUAUGACUUCCCGUCCCAAGGUCCCUUGGAAUCCGCCAUCCGCAUGGGGGAGAGGCUCACUGUGUUAUCAGAUGAUGGGGAUUUUUGGAUGGUGCGAUCCACAACAACAGGCAAUGAGAGUUACAUCCCAAGCCACAACACUGCCAAAGUAAUAAACAGUUGGCAGUAUAAUGGCAUCAGCAGGUUAAAGGCAGAGGAGCUGCUGCUGCUGCCACACAAUUACACAGGGGCUUUCCUGAUCCGACAGAGUCAGACAAACACAGACACCUUCUCGCUCUCGGUCCUUGGGAGGACGGACUCCUCGUACAUGGGCACAGUGAAACACUACCGCAUCCGUCGCCUCCAAAACGGCUGGUUCUACAUCUCCCCCAGCCUCACCUUCUACUCUCUGGGCCAAUUGGUGGAACACUACUCUGAGUCAGCAGAUGGGUUGUGCUGUUUACUGAGGGAGCCUUGCGUCAUCCAAGGCUCAAACAAUACUAAUAUGACCAGACCCUAUCCCAAAGCUAUCAGGAGGCCCACCCUCAACUGGAAGGACGUAGACAGCUCAAUGAUCUUCAGUAAUGCCAGAGUGGAUUCACAGGACUCUCUGGUGAGCAAGGGGCUGAGGGAGGCCAUGAGCUCAUACCACUACAUGACAGAGGCCAGCUGCCAGGACUGUGGCAAACACUGGGAUACCUGUUGAGAGGGAAGACUGUGAAAUUAAAAUAAUAAUACAUAAUACUGUCUGGUCUGCUGCUGCCCCGGCCCAACAGUACUAGGCCAGAAAGGGUGACCUACACAAAAGCAAAGAGGAAGUUAAAAAUAAGUAAGCCUACCAUUUACAACCACAAUGAAAAAAUGAAAACUACAAGCAUGUCUUGAUGGUUAAAUAUGGGUUUGGGUUCAGGUAGCCACAGGGAGCCGUGUUACGUGGCACUUCUAAUGCUAGCGGUUCUUGUUCUCAAGAGCACAUUUCACAAGGUGAAACUAAUGAUUUAUAUAUACACUAGAUGACUGACAGGGGUUGCGCCUCCAUCUUGUCACUUCCCCACCCUUGCAAAAAAUAUUUAGGAAGCUAUAGAAAUGCAUUUAUUAAUGUCUACAUUUGUUUUUGCCACGUUUAUUCUAUUACAGACAC
Coregonus clupeaformis (lake whitefish) is the source of this 1351-nucleotide messenger RNA. RefSeq names its product src-like-adapter 2. The transcript is spliced from 8 exons. Lineage: Eukaryota; Metazoa; Chordata; Actinopteri; Salmoniformes; Salmonidae. Gene Ontology annotation, molecular function: protein binding. The record is from RefSeq and is a predicted model, not a curated record. Bases 131 to 916 code for a protein of 261 amino acids.